UUUUCUGUAAUCAUCCAUCGAAAUAAAAUAAUUUUAUAAUCAAUUUUUUAAACUUUAAAUGAAAAAUAUAAACAGCAAUAAAGAACAAAUUGGUUUUUCUUUUUUUGAAAUAAGGCACGAAUUAGUCAGAAAGCUGUUUACAACACUUGCUUGAAUAAUAAUGCCUUAUUCACCUAUGGUAUUAAUGGACGAAUAGCAUUUAUGAAAAGAUUUUUUUAUUUUAAGCUUGUUACAGUUUAUUUCAUUGUCCCAAAGUUAUUGAAACGUCUCAUAUUGUAAUUUUUUCAGUCUUUUAGAUUACCUCUUUUUAAGUGAUGUUGUCGAUAGGCCACAUAGGUUUUUUAGAGUUUAUUCAUUAAAGUAGGUGUUUUAUUUUUAGCUAUUGAACAUAAAAUAAUUGGUUGUUUUUAUACAGUAUUAAAGUAAACACUGUACUAUACAGAUUGUUCUCUUUUUAUUUAUAUAAUAGAUUUUUAUACGUAACUUAAGAAAAUAAUCACUGAAUUAGUCUAAAAUGUCGCUGUAGCAAGUCGGAUCCCUUCAUUGAAGAUAUAAAAUUUUUAGGAGGUUUGGUUAGGUGAUAUAGUAGUUGGAGUUUUCUGAAAUGUGUGACAUGGAGCGUUGUCUUGCUGGUAAUACCAAAUUUUGCGUCUUUCAAAAACUUUUUUUUAGAAAGAAUCAUAUAAUUCUCCAUAAUUUGAAUGUAUUUGUCACUAUUUACUGUUCCUUGUACAAAAUGCAAUUCUCCAGUUCCUUUUCCUGACAAGUAGCUCCAAAUUAUUAUAGAACCACCGUCAUUCUGCACUUUUGCAGCAAGAUAAUUGCUAUUAUAUUUCUCACAACUCAUGCGUCUCACUCAAUUUGGUCGAUUAGAGACGAGUUGGAACGAUUACGUUUUCUAAAUAAAUUAGUUGAAAUAACAUAAAAUAUACUUUUAAAUUAUUUUUAUUCAGUAAGUAAUCGAACGGUUUAUGAUAAAAAAAUCACUCUGCAUAUACAUGUUUAUUGUAAAAUUAUAAAUAUUAUAAUGAUUAAAAUUAAAACAAAAUUGUAUGUAUUUUACACCAAAAUACUAUUUUUUCAUUUAUCAUCGUUUUUCGUAUUGUUAUUAUAUUUUUAAAAUUUUGAUUUAUUUUAUUUUGUCUAUAUUUUAGGUCAAAUGAUAUAGAAUUAUAGAAGGGUGGGGGUAAGUUCCACAUUUUAACUCCCUUUUACAAAAAAUUAUAAAAACGAUUUAUGUGUUAGCUUUUGUUGUCAAUCCAAUAAGUAUGUGACGUAAUAAAAUGAUCAUGAGUAUAAGGUCACAGGUAACUGUAUUCAAACAGUACGCGUCGUACAUCUACAGGGUGUUCACAUAUACAAAUACACUGAGCAUAUCUUGGCAAACAAAAGCGGAAUUAGUUAGUUGCAUUAUCAUACUAUUUUUAGUAAUUUUUUGGUGUCGCAUCAAAUGGAAUCGUAGGUUUAUUGAUAGAUUUGCGGCUAAGUUACCAGGACCUCCAUCAUAUCCAUUAGUUGGUUCAGCACUAGAAUUAACGGGAACAACACAAGAUGUUAUGGAAAAAAUAAUUCAGUUAUACGAACAGUACGGCCCGAAACCAUUUAAAAUCUGGUUGGGUUCUACACUUGCAUUAAAUGUAAUAGAGCCAGAAGAUAUACAAGUACGUUAUGAUGUUUUCAAAAUUAAAAUUAUAUUAAAUCAUUCUAAAGCUCUCGGAAAAGAUAAAAUAGUCGAUAUUUUGAAUGAUGCUCUUGGAGAAGGAUUACUUACUGUUCCUGUUUCUAAAUGGAAAACACAUCGACGGAUUAUCUCUCCUUAUUUUAAUACUUCUCAGAUACAUACUCUUUUGCCAAUUUUCAAUGAAAAAUGUGCAGCUUUCAUAAUAAAACUUCAAAAGGAACUGCGAAAUUCUGAGUCCUUUAAUAUUUGGGAUUAUGUUCAUUCUACUUUUGUUGAUACAAUAAGUGAAUCAGUACUGGGAUAUGAAGGUGCACAAGCUAACGACAAAUCUGAGUUCAAUGAUUCAAUGAAAAAAAUUUCAGAGAAAGUUAUUGGAAGACUUAUUAAGCCAUGGUUGUAUUUUGAUUUUAUUUUUAAUAUUUAUAAAAAAAUUACAGGCUUGGACCAAAUGUAUGAAAAUUUAUUUAAAUUUCCCAACAAAAUAAUUAAAGAAAAAAAAAGACAAUAUGCCCAAAAGAAGAAAGACAGUUCUUUAAACUUAUACAGAAAUAAAAACGAGCAAAGAAAAAUAUUUUUGGAUGUAUUAUUGGAGUUAAAUGAUAAAGGAGCAAAUUUUUCAAACAAAUAUUUAAGAAAUGAAAUUUUAACUAUGAUGAUUGCAGGCAGUGAGACUAGUUCUAUAACCAAUUGUUUCUGUAUUUUAAUGUUAGCAAUCCAUCAAGACAUUCAGGACAAAGUUUAUAAUGAAAUCUACCAAGUAAUGGGAGAAAGUGAUCGAAAAGUAACAAUUGAAGAUACGAUUAAGUUUGUAUAUCUGGAACAAUGUAUCAAGGAAACUCUUCGAUUGUACCCCGUAGUACCACUCUUACUGAGAUAUAUUCAAGACGAUGUCAAAAUAAGUAACUACACAAUUCCAAAAGGCACAACUAUAAUUAUACCACCAAUAGCCACCCAUCAUUUACCAGAAUUAUAUACAAAUCCCUGGGAGUACAACCCAGAUAAUUUUGAUCCAGAAAAUGUUGCAAAACGACACAAGUAUACUUUUAUUGCAUUUAGUGGUGGACCUAGGAACUGCAUAGGAGAAAAGUAUGCAAUGCUAUCAACAAAAGUUCUGCUAUCAACAUUUUUACGUAACUUUAGUGUACAUACUAAAUGCAAAAUGUCUGAUAUAAAGUUAAAAAUCGAGUUUACGAUGAAUAGCGUUCAUGGAUAUCAAGUAAUGAUACGCCUAAGAGACAGAAAACCAACUUACAAAGUAAAAUUAAAUUAGAAAAAUGUUUAACUUAAUUAUAUAAUACACAAUUAUUAUCUUAUUCAGUUUUUUAAAGACACUAUACGUAUUUAAUUUUUUGUGUAUGUAUUAUCAAUGAACGGUUCGAUGCCAGUUCUUCAUUCAUAAACUUUUGUGUUGACUACCGUUAAGUGAUCAGCACACGUUCAUACCUCACCAUUAGUUGUCACGCCAUAAUAACGAGAAUACUAUCAAGCGUUGACAACAGCGUACAUUCAAUUUUGUUUCCCCGCAAAUAAGAUAAAUAAAAAAAUAAUACCCUUACACAAGUUUCAAUCACCCUCUAACGCAUUUCAUAAAACGACCACAUAAAAAAUUCUUUCACAUUGACCAACAAAAAAUAUUUCAAGAAUCUUACCCGAGAUCGCUAAAUCAGUUUCUCGGGCUAUAAAAAGCCUUUUAUAGCCUUUUAUAUUUUUCGCCAAAAGAAGGAACAACGCUCCUCUCUCUCUCUCUGCUACAAGCACGACUACGCGUCUCUCUGGAGUUCUCGAUCAUCUGCGCGAGUAUAUAGUUCGCUCUUGAUUACAAUUCUAUAUCAAAUCUACACCAUUUUACAUUACAUUUCUAAUCGUUGGGAACUUAAAGGAAAUAUUAUACAUCUUAUUUUCGGUCGAACACUGUUGAUGAUACAAUACAUAAAAAAAUAUUUGUAUUUAUUUAUUUUUAUAUAUAUACACACUUCAAAAUAUAUAUGAUUAGAUUGCUCUGUGUUCUUUUACUUAUUGAAGCGCCACAACCUGGCUGGACAGAGUACUAGCACAAUAAUAUCUCAGUGAAAGUUUUAACUAAUUACAAAACUUCUCCAAAGUAUCUCUCCACUUUUCGAUUAGCCAGUCUGAUUUCAGACACAAUCCGGACCAUCGGAGUGUAGGGCACUAAAAUAACUUAUUGUGCAUAAAUCUAUAGUACAGUCGCACCUAACCUAAGUCAUCCUUCAAAUUAUUGAAAAGAAGUAGGCCACAUAUCAUAAGGGUCUUUACAUAAAGUUAAAGAUAUUAUUUGAGAUUUCAUGUUGGCAUAACCAGCCACGGAAUACGAAUAAAUCAGAGUCGAAAUAAUAUACUAAUUAUCUAAACAAUUAAGAAGUGUCUCUCCAGUUGUCGACAAGCCAAUCUGAUCUUAGCCUCGGUGUGGUCCAUCGGAGUGUAGGACAUUAAUAUAAUCUAUUGUGCAUAGAGCCGAAAUUGAGCUCUCAUCUAUCCUAGAUCA
Daktulosphaira vitifoliae (grape phylloxera) is the source of this 4184-nucleotide messenger RNA. Its product is annotated as cytochrome P450 4C1-like. Gene Ontology annotation, molecular function: iron ion binding; oxidoreductase activity, acting on paired donors, with incorporation or reduction of molecular oxygen; monooxygenase activity. The record is from RefSeq and is a predicted model, not a curated record. NCBI's taxonomy places the organism in Eukaryota, Metazoa, Arthropoda, Insecta, Hemiptera, Phylloxeridae. Bases 1284 to 2951 code for a protein of 555 amino acids. The transcript is spliced from 13 exons.